Messenger RNA from Theobroma cacao (cacao), 1367 nucleotides. RefSeq names its product peroxidase 4-like. NCBI's taxonomy places the organism in Eukaryota, Viridiplantae, Streptophyta, Magnoliopsida, Malvales, Malvaceae. The record is from RefSeq and is a predicted model, not a curated record. Gene Ontology annotation, molecular function: peroxidase activity; heme binding. Gene Ontology annotation, biological process: response to oxidative stress; hydrogen peroxide catabolic process.
CCCAGUAGCUAAUACUACCACCGUGCAUGCUCUAAACACCCGAACUCCUCUGCACCUUUUUUACCUUCUUCUGCUUUUAUCAAAUAUAAUAUAUAUUCAGAAAAUGGGAGCUUCUCCUCCUCCUUCUUUUAGUGUCGUUUUCAUGUUUGUUCUUGUGCUUUUGAUCAUGAGGAGCAGUAGUACUUCUGCUCAGCUCUCCACAAAUUUCUACUCUAAAUCCUGUCCAAAGGUCUUCUCCACGGUUAAGUCUGCAGUUCAAUCUGCAGUGUCGAAAGAGCGCCGCAUGGGUGCUUCUCUCGUUCGCUUGUUCUUCCAUGACUGUUUUGUCAAUGGCUGUGAUGGGUCAAUACUCCUGGACGAUACUUCUUCUUUCAAAGGGGAGAAAACUGCGGGUCCUAAUAAUAAUUCCGUUAGAGGGUUUAAUGUUGUUGAUGACAUUAAGGCCAAGGUGGAGAAAGUUUGUCCUGGUGUAGUUUCCUGUGCUGAUAUCGUAGCCAUUGCAGCUCGGGACUCUGUUGUUAUUCUUGGAGGACCUGACUGGGAUGUUAAGCUUGGAAGAAGGGAUUCAAAGACCGCCAGCUUCUCUGCUGCUAAUAGUGGUGUCAUCCCACCUCCUACUUCUACCCUGAGCCAACUCAUCAAUAGAUUCCAAGCCAGAGGUCUUUCUGCCAAGGACAUGGUUGCAUUAUCUGGGGCACACACAAUUGGGAAGGCAAGGUGCAUACUUUUCAGAGCACGCAUAUACAAUGAGACGAACAUCGAUAGUUCAUUUGCAAAGGCAAGGCGAAGUAGCUGUCCAAGAACCAGCGGCUCAGGAGACAACAAUCUUGCACCUCUGGACGUCGGGACCCCAGAUUCCUUUGACACAAACUACUUCCAAAACCUCUUGAACCAAAAGGGUCUGCUCCACUCAGACCAGAUACUCUUCAAUGGCGGAUCCACGGAUUCAUUGGUUAAAACAUACAGCAGCCGCACCAAGACAUUCUAUUCCGACUUCGUUACUGCCAUGAUAAAGAUGGGAGAUAUUACGCCACUAACCGGAUCAAGUGGUGAAAUCAGGAAGAAUUGCAGGAGGCCCAAUUAAUUAAUUUAUCUCUUUGGUUUAGAAAUUCCAAGUGUUCUUUUGCUUUUGGCUCAAAUUUCCAAUAAUUGGAGGACUAGCCUGUUCGCUUGCUGAUAUGGUAAGACAGUUACAAAGAAAAACUGUACUUUCUACCGUUUCUGAUAAAACCCAAAAAAAAAAACCUGUGAGAUUGUAUUCGCAAUGACAAAUUAUUCGCCCUUUUUAUUUAGAUUAAAAAUGAUGUCAUAUGCAUGUUGAUGCUUGAGUUCCAAAAGGGACAAAUCUUAAACACAAGUUUGUGCAA